AUGGUCUCUGUUGCUUCUGGUCCGGAUGCAGCCAUCCCUCCUGGCACCUACCAGCAUACUGGCCCAGCGUGGAUGUACAAAUCUCCCAAGAUUGGGCGUUUCCAAGUCCCCUGGUAUGCAUCUCCAGCAGGCCAGCUCAUUCUGGUCUCAUUCGUCUGCUUCCUGUGCCCUGGCAUGUUUAAUGCUGUCAGUGGUCUCGGUGCCGGUGGUUUGGUCGACACUGGCGAUAUCGACAAGGCGUAUGUUGCUCUCUACAGCACCUUUGCAGUCGUGGCGUUCUUCGCUGGCUCAAUUGCUAACCGUCUGGGACUUCGUUACACUCUCUCCUUUGGUGGAUUCGGAUACUUCCUCUAUGUUGCCUCAAUCCUGUCCUACAACCAUAACAAGAACGCAGGCUUCCUCAUCUUCGCUGGUGCUCUCCUCGGUGUCUGUGCUGCUUGUCUCUGGACUGCUCAGGGUACAAUCAUGAUGAGCUACCCAGGUGAAUACUCAAAGGGAAAGUUCAUCUCCUGGUUCUGGGCCAUCUUCAACUUAGGCGGUGUUAUUGGAUCAUUGGUUCCCCUUGCAAAUAACCUUCACAACAAAGCAAACUCUGUCCAAGAUAGCACCUACAUCUUGUUCAUGGUUCUUAUGUUCAUUGGCUUUAUCCUUGGCUUUGCCCUUGUCAACGCAAGAGAUAUCAAACGUCCAGAUGGCACUCGCGUGAUUCUUAUGAAGAACCCUUCCUGGAAAUCUGAACUCAUCGGCCUCUUCUAUGUCCUUAAGUCAGACUGGUACAUUAUCCUCCUUUUCCCCAUGUUCUUUGCCAGUAAUUGGUUCACCACCUACCAAUUCAACGGAGUCAACCUGGCCAAGUUCAACAUCCGUACCCGUGCACUUAACAACGUCCUCUACUGGGUUUCUCAGAUGAUUGGUGCUUUUGUCUUUGGAUAUAUCCUUGAUAUCCAACGUAUUCGCCGCUCUAUCCGUUCCCGCUAUAUCCUCGGUCUGCUCUUUGCCAUUACUAUGGGCAUUUGGGGCGGUGGAUGGGUAUUCCAGAGUUCCUAUGACCGUGCAGAUGUUAAAAAGACCGACCGCAUGGACUGGAAAGACAAAGGCUAUGUUGGACCAAUGUUCCUCUACAUGUUCUAUGGAUUCUAUGAUGCUGCCUUCCAAACCUGCGCUUACUGGUUUAUGGGUGCCUUAACCAACAACUCCCGCAAGCUUGCCAACUUCGCUGGUUUCUACAAGAGUAUUCAAUCAGCUGGCGCAGCUAUCGCAUGGCGUAUUGAUGGUCAGGCUGUCUCUUACCGCGUCAUGUUCAUAUCUAACUGGGCCCUGCUCGCCAGCUCCUUAAUUGUUGCUGCCCCAGUUAUCUGGAUGAAGAUCAAAGACACCACUGACAUUGAGAAAGAUCUCAAAUUCUCCGAUGAGAAUCUUGAAGAAGUUUCCACCGCUGCUGCCAUGGAACUCCGCGGCAAAUAA
Messenger RNA from Arthroderma uncinatum, 1464 nucleotides. RefSeq names its product DUF895 domain-containing protein. Gene Ontology annotation, biological process: transmembrane transport. The transcript is spliced from 4 exons. Bases 1 to 1464 code for a protein of 487 amino acids. Gene Ontology annotation, molecular function: transmembrane transporter activity. Lineage: Eukaryota; Fungi; Ascomycota; Eurotiomycetes; Onygenales; Arthrodermataceae. The record is from RefSeq and is a predicted model, not a curated record.